Desarmillaria tabescens is the source of this 366-nucleotide messenger RNA. RefSeq lists its product as uncharacterized. NCBI's taxonomy places the organism in Eukaryota, Fungi, Basidiomycota, Agaricomycetes, Agaricales, Physalacriaceae. The record is from RefSeq and is a predicted model, not a curated record. The transcript has 5 exons. Bases 1 to 366 code for a protein of 121 amino acids.
AUGGUUGCCUCUAAACUGUCACUCGCGUUCAGUGAUUCAGUUGUGAAGAGGGCGUUGCAAUCGCUAGUAUGUACCGCUCCUGUGUCUCGGAGAAGCCCUCCUGCGAGUGAGAAGACUAGCAUCUAUAGGGCGCGGUCUUCUGAGGAGCUCGACCUAAAGAAGUGUGACUGGGUGAAGAAGGAUCUGGCCCAUAGGAGUGUGAUCGGUCUAUGGGCCAUCAAAUGGAUCAUGCGUGAAGUGCUCCUGCGAGUAAGAAGGGCAGCGUCCAUAUGGCGCUGCCUUCUACGAGGUCUGGUAGCAGAGCCCAUUGACAGAGUCCUGGUGAUGCAGUCCCUGGCGCGAGGUAAUGCCGUGUGGGCAAUGUGA